AUGGCCGAAGUGACAGAUGAACACAACCGGAAGUUGGGCGUGCAGGUGGUGGCCGCCGUCUUCAUGCCCAUCGCUACCAUCGCGGUCAUGCUGCGCUGCUAUGUGCGGGCCCGGAUCGUUAGGGCCUUUGGUCUCGACGAUGCAGCAAUGGUUGUUGCAGCGGUGUUCUAUAUCAUGUUCUGUGCUUGUGAGAUCGGAGGUACUCGGUAUGGUACUGGAUACCUUUUCGAACACCUGAGCGGAGACGAUGCUGCCACAGCUAUGGAAUAUUGGUGGUUCUGCGAAGUUGCUUAUUGUUUCGCCUCGAUUGGAUGCAAAAUUUCUGUUUGCAUUUUCCUCAUGCGGAUCACUGUCAAGCGGAGUCACAUCUGGACUCUCUACAUCGUUAUGACUCUCACAGUUCUUUGCGGGUUGAUUUUCUUCUUUGUGAUGCUUCUACAAUGCAAGCCGGUGUCAUACUUUUGGAACCGCGUUAAAGAGGACCCUAGCAUUGAGGGCCACUGCAUCGAUAUCAACAUCGUCAUUAUCAUGACAUACAUUUAUAGUGUGUUCGCCGCAAUGUGUGAUUUCACCGUUGGUAUCUUGCCAAUCUUCCUCGUGCGCAAGUUGCAUAUGAAAAAGAAUGCCAAAUUGGCCGUCAUCGGAAUUCUCAGUAUGGCUUGCAUGUAUGUGACCCUCUCCACAACCCUGCGCAAAAUGCUAACGGAACGCAGUGCCUCGUCAGCAGUUAUCGUCCGUCUCCCAUUCGUGAAGACAUUCGGAGAACCUAACUUCCUUUACCCAGACUCCACCUACCAAAUCGCCAUCUGGUCCAACACCGAAGCCGGCCUCGGAAUCACAGCAGGCAGUCUCGCAACUCUCCGUCCUCUCCUUCGCCACUGGCUCGGGUCCCGCUCCGAAAACUACCCCUCAUCCGGAUUCCCCCAAGCAUCAGGCUCCCGCCGUAUCGGUGGCAACGGACAACGCGCGGUACCAUUAGGAUCCAUGGACGCAUCACACAGAAGCGAGCUCCGGCCCGACAAAUUGGCGGUCCUGGUGACAAAUAUUGAGAGUCAGGGAGGAAUGGGAAGCACAUGGACAAGGGCCUCGAGCCAGAAUAGCAGUGAGGAAGCAUUGACUGUUGAGCCCUCGCCACGUCUUCCCCGUGGAGGAAAGAUGGAGGUCGGCAUUCAUCACACGUUUGAGGUUACGCAGACCACGGAGGGAGAUUAUUCUGAGGGUUCACAUCGAGAUACCAGCGUGUUGGAGCAGGUAUGA
Molecule: messenger RNA, 1257 nt
Organism: Penicillium odoratum
Lineage: Eukaryota; Fungi; Ascomycota; Eurotiomycetes; Eurotiales; Aspergillaceae
Exons: 3
Coding region: 1-1257 (418 amino acids)
Source: RefSeq, a predicted model, not a curated record